GCACAUCUCUGUCUGUUCUCCUCGCGAUUCCUCUUUAUGAGUCGCUGAAAACAGAGAACUCCAUGUCUUCCUCUAAAGUUCUAGGUGCUUUGGCUCAGUCAAAAGCUGUUCCUUGUUUACCAGAGUCUCAUUGUCACGUUCCACCAGGACACCAGGAUGUGAUGGACUGUCCUCGUUUCACCUUCAACCCAAAGGAGGGGAUUGAUAAUCCAGCUCUGGUCAUCACUGAUGAUUUAGAACCUGACCAGUGCCUGGUGCCCCGCCUCUGUCAGCUGAAGCGUGUGGAGGGUCAGAGCUUUGGGUUUCACUUACACAUGGAACAGAACAACCAUGGCAUCGUAAUUAGAGAAGUGGAACCUUGGAGUCCUGCAGAGCACAGCGGCCUCAGAGGCGGAGAGCGACUGCUGGAGGUCAAUGAGACGUAUGUGGGCAAUAUGGACUUUUUCAAAGUUGUGAGAAAGAUCCAGUCGUGUGGCUUAGACUUGUUUCUUCUGGUGCUACGGAGGGAACAGUAUGAGCAGGCAGUGGUCAUGGAUUUAGACCUACAACAGCUUGCUAAAGCCACCAAAGGAGACAGGUGGACUCGCCCAAGACUGUGUCACAUCACCAGACACCCAGAUCAUGGACUGGGGAUGACUGUCUUACCAAUUACUGAAGGUCAGAGGGGUCGAUACAUGGUGAACACGGUACCUGACGGUCCAGCAGAGGAAGCUGGUGUCCACUUUGGAGACAUUUUGGUCUGGAUCAAUGGAGUCUCUGUGUCAAAGCUCACAACCACCAAUCUGAACAGAAUUGUAAAGAAGAGUGGGAGCUCAGUGACAGUGCUGGUGAUCGACAGUGACAGUGAGUCCUGCUAUCUGAGGCGGAGGAUGCCCAUCCUGGCUACGCUGGCAGAAAGCAACAACCUUCCCUACUACGCUAAGAACUUACAUUUGCUGAAAAGACCUGAUGGAUUUGGUUUUUUGCUAAGACAAGAGCGAGUGGAGGCCCCUCAAAAGAUCGCUCAUGUACUGAGGGAAGUGGAUGUGGGGAGUGCAGCAGAGGAAGCAGGUAUGGAGGAUGGCGAACUGCUGCUGGCCGUCAAUGGUGACCUGGUUGAAUCCUUGGAACAUGAGGAAAUUGUCAGACUGAUCAGAAAGAGUGGUGACAAAGUCACACUGACAUCUAUGUCUGUGCAAGGAAGAAAAUAUUACAGAGAGUUAGGAGUUCCUCCUCUCUUGUUCCAUGAAGAGUAUUCUCCAAACUGCAACAACACAACCAGCAAUCAGGAUGGACGGGAUACAGUCCACCUGGAUCACUAUGGAAACGUAAUCACACAGCUGUCAGAGAGAACAGAGGAUGUUUUUCUGUGAUGAGAAAGAUGUGACCAAAGCGAUCAGCAGUUGGAGGAGGAAGCUGGACGGGUCAGCAGGAGCCGAUGCGUCAGGAUGGAAAUGUGAUGUUUGCAAUUCACCUGUUCAGAAGAAGGCGUCAAAUGAAUCAUUGCAGCACAGUCGUCUCAUUUAGUAGGGUAUAUCUACAUUGUCUUCAAAUAUCUUAUGCAGUAGAAAAAGAUAUUAAACAGAAAAAUAAUCAAGGCCAGUGUCAAUUCUCAUUAUACACUGCAUUUGCAUAAAGCAUGAACUGAUCAAAGACCUUUUAAAUAUCUGAACAAACAUCUUAUUUGUUGGUUCCUACAGUGUUGGAAUUAGAUUUCUUUAAAAUGUUAAAAUGUGCUUUUUUUUUCUUUGUUUGAAGUGAUUUUAACUGAAAAACCCUGGAGGUUUUUUUUAAACACUGGAUGAAAUUGACAUUAAAACUGUAAUGGUGUGUGUGUGUACGUAUACAAAGUUGGGGAAACCAGAAGUUUUUCCUAUUAUUGUGGCAAAUACAAACAUGUUUCUACUGGCAAUAUUGACCAAACCAAAACAAAAUCAGUUUGGUCAGAUUUAACCACAGACUGAGAUAAAAGGAACAUGCAUCUUUCUAUUUGGUGAAUGUAAACUUCUGGUUUCACCUGUAAUUAUAUGUAUUUUAUUUCUAGAACAGUCGUGGAAAAGGAGAGAUGACAUUUUUAAAACGUUAUAUUGUCUUCACCAGUAUUUUCCAGAUGAAAAUAUUUCUGUAAAUAUCACUUUCUUUUACAUGCUUUAUUUAAUGAACUGCAAAUUCUAUUUGCAUCUGAUUAAAAAGACCAAAUUGUGAUUGGGAAGGUUCUCGAAUUGUUAAUUAGUGGUUAAUCUCUUAUUUAAAGUGUAAUUAUUGCAAAAAAUAAAAUACUUGACAUAGAAACAAAGCAACAGCAAAAUACAUAAAACAUAGGAGAUGUAAUCUGCACCUUUCGGUUGUCAUAAAAAUGGUCUGUUGAUAUCGACCCUUUGCAACUGCAAUAUUUAAUCGUUGAAGGCGGCGUGUCUGAUGUCGAAGUGAGGAACUGGAACCAAGAACAAAGCAACUGAAGCUGUUUGUUCUUUGCCAGUGGAGCCAUGGAUCCUACUUGUCUGUGAAUGCAACACGUCUAGUAGAGGAUCAUAGACAGUCGUAUUUACCAGCGUUUUGAAAUAGCCGGCUAAGAGGAAGAGCAGUGCCUCCUUCCUCCUGAGGUGUUGAUCAAAUUGCUGACUCACGUUCCUGCAUGAGUAUCAUAAAUUCACAUCACAUGAUUUAUAUCACUGUCAUUAACAGACUUGCAAGCGAACAAAAGAUUAAAUGCUAAUCUGUUUUUUAUAGAUAUUUGGCUACAUGACAGUGGAGCAUUUCCUCCAUGGUCACUAAUGCCUUGACGCGCAUCUUCUCCAUCACGGGUAUAUUUGAUAUCUUUUUGAUCAUAUGCACUUAUAAAACCUUAACAGCCUUGAUCUUCAUACCUUGUAAAAACGAUUCACUCCAAAUCUG
Messenger RNA from Poeciliopsis prolifica (blackstripe livebearer), 2874 nucleotides. Its product is annotated as Na(+)/H(+) exchange regulatory cofactor NHE-RF3-like. The record is from RefSeq and is a predicted model, not a curated record. Gene Ontology annotation, molecular function: protein-membrane adaptor activity; signaling receptor binding. The coding region runs from base 63 to 1352 and encodes 429 amino acids. Gene Ontology annotation, biological process: protein localization to plasma membrane. Gene Ontology annotation, cellular component: apical plasma membrane. Lineage: Eukaryota; Metazoa; Chordata; Actinopteri; Cyprinodontiformes; Poeciliidae. The transcript is spliced from 12 exons.